GGUGAUGGAGUUUGCGGGCCCAGAAUCGGUUAAGAUAUCAAACGCCAGUAAUUUGAGCUGUUGGCCGGGAAUCGAACUCAGAUCGUUGGGUUCCAUAGUGCCACGUGUUAACCACUGCGCCAUCUAUAUCACAAAAGUCACAUGAAUUAAAGUAAACUUAGCGUGAUUUCACACUGUAAUGGUUGACGAGGAAUAACUGUUACAUUUUAAAAGCCACGCAAAUGUUUAUCCUCCCUCACCCCCUCUCCUUCCUAGCCCCCCCCCCUCUCCGCCCCCCCUCUCCAACACUCCAGGGGCCGAGGAUCAUGGGAACCACAGCGAGCACGGGGAGGCAGGCGGUUUCCGUGGCAGCACAGUACUCCAGUUUCCAUGGCGACGGACCGGCGAGCCGCCACCCGCGCUCCAGCGUCGCCGCCGCACCGAGGACCAACUCGGCCAUCUCCACGGCAACCAUAAUCUCCAACACAUCAGCCGGUGGCGGCGGUGGCGUGGGUGGAGGCGGUUGUGCACAGUUGCCUGGCAACCGGGCAAAAUCCAUCAUCACCAACAAGGUGGCACCGGUCGUCAUCACGUUCAACUGCAAGGAAGAGUUCCAGAUCCACGAUGAAAAGUCCCGAGCCGGCUACAUCACGGGACGGAUCGCGGACGGACACAGGGAGCACUACCUCAUCCAGGGCAAGUACUUCCUGGUGAGGGACCAGCCCCGUGGGGCCGAUGUGCUGGGCACGGUGUCGCAACGCGGGGCCCCCAAUUUCCGGCAGGCUCAACACGGCCUCCCUGUCUACGGCAUGGGGCAGCCGUCCCCGGCGGGCCUGCUCAGCCUGCUGCAGGGCAUGUGUGACGCCGGCCACACCGAGCUGCUGCUCGUGAACCUCCGCGGGGACCCCGUGGUCUUCCUGCCGCGCACCGGCCCGGACGACGACGACGACUUCGCGGCGUUCGUUCCGCGCCGGCCGGGCUGCCCCCUCGACGUCCCGCGCCCCCCCGCCCCGCCGCCGCCGCCGCCGCCGCCGCCGGCGCCUCCGCACGCCGGCCCCGCCGCGUGGGGCCACCGCGGCGGGCGCUGCGGGAGCCGUGGCGGCGGUUGGGCCGGCCGGGAGGUGGACGCCCUGGAGCUGAGCAUCCGCCGGGAGAUCCUGGACUUUGCGUCACUGAAGCAGAGCACGUACUACGUGUACGAGGAGCUGGACGCCACGGCCUCCUCUGGUGGCGGUGGCGACGCCGUCACCGCCGGGGCGGCGCUGCCGUGCCGACUCAGCGAGGACGACGAUGUCCGGACCAGCGAGGAGGUGUUCUGUCGGCCACUCUUCACCGUGCCGGGCCUGCGGUAUGCCCGGAUCCCGUUCCCAGUGGAGGGAGCUCCUGACGAGGAGGCGUUUGACGACUUCAUCAACCUCAUCCGUCAGAGCCCAGGCCUGGUGGGCCACGAGGUGGCGGCCGGGGCCACCGUGGCGCCAGUGCCGGCCUUCCUCUUCACCUGCCGCAGCGGCACCGGCGGCACCACCCUGGGCAUGGCCCUCGCCUGCCUGCUGCUCGGCCACCGCCUCGGCUUCCCGGCCACACCACGGCCUGGCGACGGCGCAGCAGCGGAGACCCCUCCCAUCCCACGGCUCCACUUGAUCACGAGCUUCCUCGACAUCGUCCCCGAUGCACAGCAGAUCCUCCACGAGGUGGACUGUGCGGUUGCCAUGUGCUCGGAGCUGUGCAGCCUGUCGGGCGCCGUCUACGAGGACAAGGAGAGGCUGGAGGCCGCCGCGGACGAUCGCCAGUCGCAGGGGUCCGGCGAGAGGGAGCUGGCCCUGCACCGGCUGCUCGGGAGCCUCGAGCGCUGCUACUACCUGCUCUGCUUCAACUUCUACCUGCACGAGCAGUUCAGGCUGGCCUUCUCGCUGCCAUUCAGCGUGUGGAUGCGCCGCCACCCCGAGCUGCUGAGGCUGCUGGCGCGCAGCGACGUGUCGGAGCUGUGGGCGCCCCCGGAGCUCAUCACCGCCGGCACGCGCAUUCUGGUGGCGGACGAUCACGUCGACCUGGACGUGAUGAGCUCCAAGCGUGAGAUGCACGUGGCAAACUUCCGCCGCGUCCCCAAACUCCCGGUCUACGGCAUGGCCCAGCCCAGCUCCGAGGGCCUGUCCCACGUGCUGAGCUACCUGACGGGGGAGCGGCGGGCCCACGGGGCCGUGGCGAGCGUGAACCUGCGCGGGGAGGUCGUGCUGGAUGCCAGCGGGAACACCUACACGCCGCGCGAGCGUGCACAGCCGCACACAGCCAUCGUGCUGCCCGCCGGCAACCCCGAGCAGAUAGACGAGGUGGAGCGGGAGCUCAAGGCGUGCGUGCUCGCAGCGCCGGACUGGUUGGAGGCGUGGCAGGACGACGAGAAGCAGGUGAAGGCGUUCCACGCGUGCGAAACGCCGGCCGGCGUGCACGCCGCGCUGCGCUGCUCGCUGCACCCGCAGCUGCGCUAUCACCGGCUGCCCCUGCCCGAUGGGGCGGCCCCCUCCGAGCAGGACUUUGACCGCCUCCUCGACCUCUUCAAGGUGACCCUGGCGGAGGAGGCGAGCGCCGCGUUCCUCUUCAGCUGCCACAGCGGCGGGAGCCGCACCACCACCGCCAUGGCUACAGCCGUGCUCUUCCUGUGGCACGUCAACGGCUUCCCCGUGGACACGGAGGAGGAGAUGGUCAGUGUCCCCGAUGCCAAGUACACCAAGGGCGAGUUCGAGGCGGUGCUGGAGCUGCUGCGGAUGCUGCCGGACGGGCCGGAGAUGAAGCGCGAGGUGGACGCGGCGCUGGACGCCGUGAGCGAGACGAUGACGCCCAUGCACUACCACCUGCGCGAGGUCAUCUUCUGCACCUACCGCAAGGUGCGCAUGGCCAAGACGGAGGAGGAGCGGGCGUCUCUGCGUCUGCGCAGUCUGCAGCGGCUGGAGCGCUACAUCUACCUGAUCCUCUACAACACCUACCUGCACCUGGAGAAGGGCUCGCACUGGGACCGGCCCUUCUCCCUCUGGAUGAGCCAGAGUUCGAGGACCCCGAGUCGUCUCCGCUGUGCCGCCUGCGCCACCGCUGGCGCCACCGCUACCCACGCACGCUGCCGCCCCGCGGGGAGUUCAAGUGACGCGGUCCCGCGCGCAGCCACAUCCCCGCCGCCGGGAGGCAUCGACGACUGCCCGCCGCGAGCCGAGCCGGGCGGCGAGGGCGAGACCGCGCGGGCCGGCGGUGCCGGCAACGUCGACGGCCACCGCUGCCACCGUGGCGAGGAAGAACGCGGCCUCUUACUCAGCGUGUCCGCGGGUGAUCGGGCCGAGCCGUUUGCGUGAGAUGCGUUGGCUGGUGGGACGCUCCGGGGUGAGUUGGCGCGGAACGCCUCGUGCCCGGCAGCAAUCCCGAGGGUCGCUCUCGGGGCGGACGUUUGGUAGCACUUUCCGCUUCCAAGAAAACGAGCGUGGCAUCUGCACUCGAGCUGAGCGCGGCUUCGGUCCACCCGUCGAGCCGCUGCAUGAUGACGUCUCUCUGGCAGUUCCGCUGCAGGCGAGCGGAGCCGACACGAGGUGACGGCGUUGGUGGGAACUCGCUCCCCUGCACUGCGUCGCCACGCACGCGUGACUUCUCCGUGACCUGCCCUCCUCCCCGGGACCAUUUUGUGACCUGAAUUUAACCCCUCUGUACCCUGCUCGUAUAAUUAUUAUGGCAGUGUUGCUUAUGCGAUGUUAGCUUCCGGUGUUGUUGUUUUCGUCCGUGAUUUUGAGCGUUAUUCCUCAUGAAUGAUGUCCUCCUCGUUCUCGCGUUCCACUCCUACUGGCAUCUACCAGCGCUCACGCAGGCUCCAGUAUGUUCUGCUAAAAGAGUUUUCAAAGGUGACCGCGGCGACAAUAUAUACAAAUGUUCAUUUUUGUCAUUGACGGUGACGCAGAGCAGCCAGCGAGCGGCAAAAAGAGCCUUUGCGGUGAUCGCGCUCGAGAUGAGAACCGACGCCUUCCUUGGAUCGACCGACGAGGUUACGGGAACUUGGGGAGAGAGACGACGAUGGGUGACGACGGCAGAUUUGCAACACGGGACACGUCCCACUGAGAGAGGGGCACGCCACCACUGUCAUGCCACAUGGGCAGCAACGGGCAGCGUCGGUGACCGGCUGCGGUGCCGUGGUCAGCACACUGGGCUUACGAUUCCGUCUCCCGGCACGGCAGCUUUUAAACGAUGGGACCAGUUUCUCGAAUCCUCCCUCUUCCUCCUCCUCCACCACCACCGCCUCUGUCCACCCAGGCUGCAGCGGAGACGGCUGCCCCUCCAUCCCAGCUUAAAUAGUCGCUCCAAGCCUGGGGCUUGUCAUUGAGACUCUGUCUCCUCGACAGACCUGUUCUCCACCUGAGGACGGCUACUUGCGUUGUAGCCGAAACGUCGUGAGAAUUAUUUUAUUGUGUUUUAUUUUUAUUAUUUUAUUAUUUCCAUUCUACGUGACUUUACCGAAAGAACCAAGAAGAGGCUGCACCGCAGUUAUCCGAUCGGCAGGUCACCGCGGAGCGCGGUGGGGGUACAGUGUGAGCACUGCCACCUCUUGCAAGACGUCCGGACGGCGUCGAAGAGUGGGCCAGAAAAUAUUAUCUCGUGGGGACUCUCUCUCUCUCUCUCGAGGGGGGGGGGCCCUUCUCCCAGCAGGGGCACCUAGCGCGCAGUUUCACUUGCCGGGAGCUGCACCUCUACUCUACGCUCCCUAGGAACCUGUGCGGAGGAGGCCUCAAUCCAGCGGUGGACGGUUCCCGUAGCGGGAACGUGGCGAGGGAGCCGAUGGGAGGGAAUUCCACCCGCCGGGCAGCACGAGGAGGCUGCGAGGGAGAGGCGGCGUCACGUCGUCCGUUGGAGCGGCCCUUGCCCUGCGGUGCCCAUUGGGACGGCACGGGCGACCCGCUCGGGGAGACCCUCGCUGACACUGGAGCUGCCGUUGCCCGGCGAUGGUGUUUAUUUGUUUUUCGCGUCCGCACGGCCGUGCCGCUCGUUACAUGUUCGUGUGCGUGCGUCCGUUUCCCACGCUGUCAACCCCGACGCCAGUGCCGGUCAUCGUGGUCUCGCUCGGCACGUGGUGCUCAAGUUGUUGUUUACCGUCCGUUCGUGCGACUUUGUCGGGACCGCGGUGAAUUUCCGAUGGGGCCGUCGCUCCGCAGGGCCCACGCGCACUCCACACGUCAAGGUCGGCGCCUCUCCCCCCCCCCGCAAACCGGCGUGUGACCACGGUCGCCACCGGCCCUGAGCCAUUGGCGCCAAUUCCACGUUCUUAUGGCAAUCGCAAUUCGAUUGGCUGCCGAGGGAUCUGGGAGGAGCGUUUUUUGUCAUUCGCACAGCGGGGAACACGCCCGAGAGGACGUGCACCUUCGGAGAUGGAGCGCUGAAAGUGUCGGGAGCAAGACGGAUCGUCGUGUCGCGAGACCGUGAGAGGUGGCGAUGGCUUGGGGAGGCCUUUCGUCCAGCAGUGGAUAGAUCAGGGCUGAUGAUCAAUUUCUGCUUUUGUAUAUACAUAGAGAGAGAGAAUGAUGUGUGUACAUAUAUUUAAAAACAUAAUCUGUCAUAAUAUAUAGGCCGAAAACUAAUAAUGCGAACGUAUAAUUUACUUACAAAUAUACAGUGUGUACACAGUAUUUCUACACGUUUGAGCUUAAACUAUAUUGAAGCGCGACGUCUGAUCACUGUGGAGCGUGGCGUGCUUGGCGUAGCCCGGGGGCCGGCCCCCAGUGCAGCUGCACCUGCUGCGCACGCGAUGGUUCGUGCCACUGCCCCCGCUCGUCGGAGUGAACCCCGCGCGUGCGGCCAGGCCGAGCGCGUGUGAGUCGAUGACCUCGUCGGCGCACCGCUGCGCGAUGGACCCGGCGACCAGAGUUGCUGAUUUCCAGCCGCGGCGAACGUCGCUAGUGGGCAGAGCUGUUCCGGGGGUACACGGCGAAUCGGAGCGACUGCCCCGGGCCCCGCGCUUUGGGGAGGGGGGGGGUGCUUCAAUGUCACAGCGUCGGAUGUAAUACGUCCGGUUCAGAUUGAAGGCAUCGGGCGGCCCAACACGGUGUGUGAGUUGCCCCGGGCCCCGCCGCCCCCCAUGCGGCCGGCCCUGGUGGCGGUGACAUCUGCCCUGACCCUGGUGGUGGUGGUGACACCUGCUCUGACCCUGGUGGUGGUGGUGGUGACAUCUGCACUGACUCUGGUGGUGGUGGUGACACCUGCCCUGACCCUGGUGGUGGUGGUGACAUCUGCACCGACUCUGGUGGUGGUGACACUUGGACCAUUCACGCGAUUUUCCUUCACUGACGCUCAUUGAGCAGCGGAUUUGGCAACACGGUAAUUAACUAACAGAGAUAACAUCCGUCUGGCAAGGUGAUGACGAUGUUAUGAAUAUUUGAAGAGAGAUUGGCAAACUGAGGCCUCUCCUUUACAAGCCCUCACCGACCAGCGUGGUGAAGUAUGGUCAAACAACCUGCAUGAGUGACAUGACGUGGGGAGGCCUUCAUCCAGCAGCGGAGCGACUUAGAACUGUGAAUUUGAUAUAUAUUUUAUUGAAUGGGUACUUCUAGUUAAACAUCACGCAAUGACACGUGCGUUACGAAAAAAUAGCUCGUGCGCUUACUGUGCUUGAAGCCAAAUGCAUUGCGUGAGCCAGCCCCAAACCUGACCCCAGGCGGGUCUCCAACCCGGACACCGACUCUUCGGCGCGUGCGUGUGUGUGCGUGCGUGUGUGCGCGUGUGUGUGCGCGUGUGUGUGCGCGUGUGCGUGCGUGUGUGUACGUGCAUGUGCGUACGUGCGUGUGUACGUGCGUGUGUGCUCGUGCGUCUGUGCGCGUGUGUAUGUGCGUGCGUGUGUGCGUUUGUGUGUGUGUGCGUGUGUGUGCGCGUGCGUGCGUGUGUGUGUACGUGUAUGUGUGUGCGUGUGUGUGCGCGUGUGUGUGUGUGUGUGCGUGUGUUUGCGCGUUUGUGUGUGUGCGUGCUGUGUGCGUGCGUGCGUUGUGUAUAUAUAAACGUGCCCGCGUGUGUACUUUGUGAAAAACGUCCGUGUCACCUUCGCUUCCACGCGCGCGCGUUUCUCGUCGUGUUAUCCAGCAGGGCCACGCUGGCUCUCAUGGCUCUCACUUCAGGAGGGGCUCCCGUGAUCCACCGACCCUUCAAAGCAUCGGGUAACGGGCAUGCGCCACUCCGCGCAUUUCAGUUUCAGCCGGUUGCGCUUUUCGAGCGCCCGCGUGUGAGUUUUUAUUUCUCAGUAUCGAGCAGCCUCAACCCAGCUCGGCUUCCACGAUCCGACGAGAGCGGGCGCGUUCGGGGUCACAUGGUCGAAGGCCGCCAUCCGAUAGCAGCUAGGCAGAGCGCCUCGACCUCGAGAGACAAAAAACCGUCCACUCAGUGGGCCUGACCGCCUGAGCCGCCUCCCGGAGGAUGCUUCAACGUUUGAACAUUUAUUUACUGGGCAUCUGUGAAAAAGAGUUUGAAAGCUCAUCGGAUUCCUCCAGUAUAAGUAAAUGUUCUGAUUCUGAACGCAGUCUGUGCAACUGCUGCAACAUUGAUCCUCCAGAAAAUGACAUUCUUAAAAAUCUAUUUCUAUUAUGAUUAUCAUUGUUGUGAAGCAAUUCGCCCAGCGUGGGUGCGAUGACUAUCCUGGCGUCGAGGAAUGGUUACAUCGACCGUAGGGAUGAUGAUGAUGAUGACACAACUUCCCCGUGCGGCUACACGAGCUGAAACUCAAUGACCGGAAAAAAAAUGAAAUCGGAUUAUGGGUUUUUGCUCGGCUUAGAAGUGACAUCGUGCAGACAAUGUGAGGAGGAGCAAGCAGGCGGGGCCCUUUGAGAAUGCCGAUUCUAAGUGGGACGCGCCAACGCGCGCUGUGAGGUUUGCCACGCUACACAGAGCAAGGAGCUAGCGACCCGUGACCCAGCAGCAACCAUGAUCUGUUCACUGCUGGAUGCAGGGUCUCUUUCAUCCCGAAUGGUCCCAUGAUGCCAUGAGAUCCAUCUCACCCCUCCUUGCACGUAAGCUGAUGCCAUCGCUCCGUUAUUUUCUCCUUCGGCUGCCGUUCCAUCACCAGCCUCGUUCAUCGGGCCAUCGUCCCUGCUGACGGACGAUCACGCGUCCUGCCUAAACCCGAUUGUCCUUCUCCGUAUGGGCUGACUCGUUUUGCUUCUUUGCUCGCUCCACAGACGUUGUUCCGUGUCGCCAAGUGGCCUCGUGUGUUUUUUUAGCCACGUGUGUCAGCUGGCAGCGUGCGCCGAAUUAAAAUCUUCCACUGCAAGGCCCCCCGCGCCGCCCAUCGUGCACCGCCGCUUCCCAUUAGCGCCCCCCCCCCUCUUGCCCUCGUCCACCACGUCUGCUAUUCCAUUGUAUUGAUCACGACCCCUCCAGCUAUCCUGGCUCUGGGUGCACACAUUGUGUGCGCUGCGUUUGAAUAAUUAUUUACAAUUUUAAAAGAGAUUACUUUGUGACGAUGCCGCUGCUGCUGCGUCGGCAGCGGUGCACAAACAACAAAAACUCAACGCGUUCAUCAACAGCACUGUGACCUUGAAGGGAAAAAAUAUAUAUAUAGUAGGCGACGUUGCAGGCAAUGAACCUUCUUCCAGCACAUAGCACUUUAUGUUCCAGGCAAUGGUUCUUCGUGGUACGCAAAAUGUUAUGGCCGAUGAAGAAGGGUGAUUGCCUAAAACGUCGCCUACAUAUCUUUUUCCACGUUGAGGCCACACACCACGGUACUUUUGACAAACGUGUCAGGUGCUUUGUUUAGAAAUGCGUGGCACGGUACUUUCGUUUCGCUCUUGAGUUCAACUGUAAUUUUGUUUGUAUCGAUUUCAAGAUUUCAUCCGGAAAGUCCCCUCCAGAUGGAGAAUCUCAUCCGCAAAGACGUCGUCCUGCGUGUAUGGCAAACCUGUUACGACAAAGAUCCCCCAGAUAGCCUCAAGAGAUUGUUGGGGCAAGUGCUGUUAGCGAGCAGCACCUAUGAAGGCCGGGACGACACACGAGGGGGUGGGUCGCCAACACCACGCCCGGCCGCCUUUGUCUUCCCAGUGGCGAUGUUUACACAACGCACCAAGUACUCAUUUGAGGCUGAGUCGACCUAGGGGAGGCCCACGACCGGUUCAGAUAAUCACCACCGGUGUUAGCCGUGAGCGGGAAUCGAACUCGGUUCGCCGGGUUCGUAGCGCGGCGCGCUAACCGCUGCGCCGCCGCUCCUCGUCUGUAGCGGCACGGGCACACGCAGGAGCACGCACGAGAACGACCCCACGCUCCACGCGGGGUACGGUCUCCCCCCCACGUUACUGCGCCGCUGCACUGAACCUGUGUCGGCAGGCCGCUCCACGCGAGACGGACGCAGCGCGCCGGGACGCACCUGCGCUGAUGCUCAGCAGCCGCACCUGCAGCGGUCGUAGCCGUCCCCCGCCAGCACGCGGGGCUGCUGUUGCCCGCACGUCGAACGCGAGGCCGGAUUUUGGGGGUUUAUGGGUUUCGGGCGAUGUGAUUGGCGCGCGCCAGGCACCGUGUGGUGCUGCCGCCGCCACCACCGCCGCCGUUGGAAGCGGAUCGCGGAUGAAAUGUUACUUAUAUAAAUAAAUAUAUAACUUGUGA
Molecule: messenger RNA, 9573 nt
Organism: Lethenteron reissneri (Far Eastern brook lamprey)
Lineage: Eukaryota; Metazoa; Chordata; Hyperoartia; Petromyzontiformes; Petromyzontidae
Product: paladin-like
Source: RefSeq, a predicted model, not a curated record